This is a messenger RNA of Adineta ricciae, 1446 nucleotides long. The record is from the annotation of a GenBank genome assembly. NCBI's taxonomy places the organism in Eukaryota, Metazoa, Rotifera, Eurotatoria, Adinetida, Adinetidae.
AUGGUCUUGAGGUUGAAUGAAAAUGCGGAUAAAAAUCAUGUAUCAAGGCCACGCUCAUACAUUAUCACUUUCACGAUUGUAACUCGGAUUGCCAAUUCAACGAGUGAACUUAUCAAUUCGUAUUGCUGGUAUAUCCACAAAAUGAUCAAUGAAAAUGGAGCAACUAAUAACAAGGCGAAUAUCAUUACAAAAUUGUAUCCUUUCGGUUUUUGGCAAGAUGCAACAGAACUUGGGCACAUUGCUGGAUUAUUAUGUCUCAGCAACCUUCUUUUCCCAUUUAUGAUCACAACCGUAUCUAUCGCUCUAAUGGGGAGUGUAGGUCAAGCAGAGCUGAAUGCGAGCACAUUGGCUUUUGCUGUUUGUGGACUCGUAGGCAAAGCGGUGACCGCCGGUCUUAACUUUGGGUGUGAUACUUUACUGCCACAAUAUUUCAGCGGGAAGAAGAGUGGAAUGGGCAUCAUUCUACAGCGUGGCGUACUAAUUACGUGCUUGGGUUCUUUACUCUCAUGGUCGUUGAUGUUGAAUGCAAGAUAUGCACUUCGAUGGAUUGAGCAUGACCCACAUGUGAUAACACUUACCAAUACUUUUCUACAACUCUACUUGCCUGUUGUUCCGUUGGAUGCAGUAAUAUCCCUGUUACGCAUGUAUUUAGCAAGUUGCGGAAGAACACAUCCAAUCGUCAUUAUUUUUGCCAUUGGCAACGUGAUUCACAUUAUAUCUUUGUAUAUUUGCCUGUAUUACCUCCAUAUUGGCCUUCAUGCAGUACCAAUAUCAGCCAUCGUGUCAUAUACCACCAUAUUGCUAGCCUUCGUGACCUAUAUACGUUCUUCGACGCUGUAUGAGGAAACGUGGCGUCCAGUAACUCGUGCCUGUCUUCGAGAGUGGGACACAUAUCUUAAGUUGGCUGUCCCAGGUGCGUUUUCAAUCUUUAUUGAAUAUUGGUCCGUCGGUUUGAGCGUCCUUUUUGUGGUUAACUUAGGCCCUGAUUCUCUUUCGGCACAAGUUAUAGUGCAGCAAACAAUAUGGUUUAUCUUACAUAUUAUGAUAUCGAUUAGUGAUGCAGGUAACAUUCUUAUCGGACGACAACUCGGUGUCAAUCAAACACAGAGAGCGAUUCAAGUAAAAAAUGUCGUUUACACACUCACCUUAGCUGCAUUGUCGAUCACUACAUGCUUCGUUGUCCUCGGUCGUGCUUGGAUCCCAAUCAUCUAUAAUGUACCGACAAGUGCUCAGUCGCUGGCUCAAAAUGCCCUCCUGUUGGCUGCUAUUGUUAAUAUCUUCGAAGGUUUGUAUGUUGUUCAAACUGGCAUAAUUCGAGCAUGUGUUUGGAUACCUGACAAUUUAAACUUGAAUCUUCAACAUACUUUUGACGCGCCUUUCGUCGCAAAUCUUGGUCGUGAUUUGAAAUCUCAUGAUCUCGAGCUUUAUCAUACUUGUCAUAAAUAA